UGCCGGAAAAGGAGCAACGAUCAACGAUGAAGGACUCGGAGAUCGACUCAAAGAAUGUAAUCAAAAACAGAGAACAGCUCUACAGGCUCAUUAUAAGCCAACUGUUUUAUGAUGGUCAUCAAACGCUGGCAGUGCAACUAUCAAGUCAGACACAAGCUGAACCUCCAUGUCCACCGUCGGAUCGAUUGUUGCAUUUGAUGCUGAUCGGUCUUGCUCAUGAGCCAGACAGAUCCAAAAAGGAAACCAACAAUGUCUCCUCAUUUUCAACUGCUGAAAAUACAUUGGGACCAGGAUUGGACUUGGAGUUUGAAACGGAAACACAAACGCAGGCACCAGAACCAGCACAGUAUGAAACUGCCUAUGUUACAUCCCACAAAGGUAAUUGCAGAGCCGGAGCCUUCUCUGCCGAUGGCCAGUUGAUAGCUACUGGAUCUGUCGAUGCCUCUAUCAAGAUCCUAGACGUUGAUAGGAUGUUGGCCAAAUCUGCCCCAGAUGAAGUUCCUGGAGAUCAGUCGGGGGGGCAUCCUGUUAUCAGAACAUUGUACGAUCAUCUGGAAGAAGUGACAUGUUUAGAAUUCCAUCCCAGGGAAGCUAUCUUGGUUUCUGGCAGCAGGGACUUUUCCAUAAAAUUGUUUGACUACAGCAAAGCCAGUGUAAAAAAAGCAUUUCGUACAAUCACAGACUCAGAUCAAGUUAGAUGUCUGUCAUUUCACCCAACUGGUGAUUACAUUGUUGUGGGUACCAACCAUCCUGUCAUAAGGCUGUACGAUGUGAACACGGCACAGUGUUUUGUUUGCAGUAUUCCAAAUCACCAGCACACAAGUGGUAUCACUAGUAUUAAGUAUUCCCCUGAUGCCAAGACUUAUGCAUCUGCCAGUAAAGACGGGAGUAUAAAAUUGUGGGAUGGCGUAUCAAAUAGAUGUAUAAAUACAUUUGCCAAAGCACACGAUGGAAAUCAAGUUUGUUCUGUUGCUUUUACCAGGAAUGCAAAGUACCUAUUGUCAUCUGGAAAAGAUUCGUUAAUUAAACUUUGGGAGCUGUCCACUAGUAGAUGCUUGAUUGCUUAUACUGGAGCGGGUACAACGGGCAAACAAGAACACAAAGCCCAAGCUAUAUUCAAUCAUACAGAAGAUUUUGUGAUGUUCCCCGACGAAGCAACGACCUCGCUGUGUGCAUGGAACUCUCGAAACGCUUCCAGAAAGCAGCUCUUGUCACUCGGUCACAAUGGUCCAGUUAGAAUGAUCGUACAUUCACCGACUGCACCAGCAUUCCUAACUUGCAGCGACGAUUUUAGAGCAAGAUUUUGGUUCAGACGAAUGCCAAUGCAUUGAAAGUGUCCAAAGGUGUACAUGUAUUUUUGUGAAUAAAAAUGAACUAUUUUAGUUAACAUUUAAUGAAUUGUAACGCGUCACGAAUAUAUUUAUAUUUUUAAAUUCAUUAGGUUUUUCCAAGGUAUACAAUAAAAACUGAAUAUUGUA
Messenger RNA from Copidosoma floridanum, 1478 nucleotides. RefSeq names its product cleavage stimulation factor subunit 1 Cst50 (gene CstF50). Lineage: Eukaryota; Metazoa; Arthropoda; Insecta; Hymenoptera; Encyrtidae. Gene Ontology annotation, cellular component: mRNA cleavage stimulating factor complex. Gene Ontology annotation, biological process: mRNA 3'-end processing. Gene Ontology annotation, molecular function: protein binding; RNA binding. The record is from RefSeq and is a predicted model, not a curated record.